AUGUAUCUGCGGGCUUCUUCCGCCGUUGCGCGCUUGAGCUCUUGGCUGAGCCGCGGCGAUCGCCCGCGCAAGCCCGCCUGGCGCCGUUGGAUUCCGGCUGUGGCGGCCGUCACAGCGGCCACAGUCUUCUUUUGGAUCUAUGCCGUGCCCCAGCUCCUGCGGUUUCGAUUCCGCACGGGAAUGAGCUGGUAUGAUAUGGGCUGGUAUGGAUUUGGUCCCUCGCGCACCUAUGUCUCGUUCCACGAACAGUCGCCCGUAAUCGAGAUCUCGCCGGCCGGGGCGCAAUGCGAUCAGCGAUACACGUUCCUGGCGCCGCGCGGUGAUUCGGUCGUUCAUCCGGGGCCCAUGAUUCUGGAUGCCCAGGGCGAGCUGGUCUGGAUGAAGGACAACUGGGGCACCACACAGGAUUUCCAUGUCCAGCGCUAUAAGGGCCAGGACUAUGUCACGUAUUGGCAAGGAGAUGAGGAAGACGGAUAUGGGCAUGGAUCGUGGUACAUGCUGGAUUCAACGUAUACCGUCCAAUAUGUUGUAUCGCCUGCCGGUGAUCUGGACGGCGACUUGCACGAGUUUCACAUCACGCCCAACGACACGGCCCUCAUUACGAUCUACGACCCGAUCCCAUAUGACCUGACCUCGGUCGGCGGACCGGAGCUCGGAUGGCUCUACGAUGGCGUUUUCCAGGAGAUUGACCUUGCUACCGGAGAGCUCCUUUUUGAAUGGCGCUCGUCCAGUUUCUACACCCCGGAAAGCAGCUACGAACCCUUGAGAGACAGGGGCCACGAGCGAACCUUUGGAUACGAUUACUUCCAUAUCAAUAGCGUCGACAAGAACGACCAAGGUCAUUAUCUGAUUUCUGCUCGGCAUACCCACACCAUUACCUGCAUUGAUGGAGCCACAGGAGAGGUCCUCUGGUCCUUAGGUGGAAAAGACAAUGAAUUCACCGACGAGUCGAAUGGGGUCGCGACUCAGUUCGCCUGGCAACACGAUGCGCGCUGGCAAAGUCCUAAUACCCUGACACUGUUCAACAACGCCGCGAAUGGGGGACAUGAUCUAUCCGCUGUCAGCCAGGGCCUCUUGCUGGAACUCGAUAUUCCAGCCCGAAAGGCGAAGGUUUUGACGAGCUACGACCACCCACAAGAUUUAAUGGUCGUUUCGCAGGGAAACCUCCAGGUGCUGGAGAACGGCAACGUUCUCGUUGGAUGGGGCCACAGCGCUGCCUUCACGGAAUUCUCGCCGGACGGGGAAUUGCUUUGCAAUGUUCAUUUCGGUGCCUCCGCAUACUUCACUUUCGGCCGCAUCGUCUCCUACCGUGUUUUCAAAGGCGACUGGGUCGGCCGACCUGAUACCCUUCCAGACGCUGCCAUCGCGGAGGACAGUGUUUUCGUGAGUUGGAAUGGAGCCACCGAGGUCGCAGCAUGGCGGCUCGAAGCGUGGGAUGGCAUUGAUAUCGAUAACAUGAGUUUCGUCAUGAUCAAGGACGUCGAUCGCACUGGAUUUGAAACCGAGGUUUCUUUUACCGCCAAUGUUACUUCUUUCUUCCAAGUUGCUGCUCUUGACGAUGAUGGUGAAGUGCUUGGCAAGACCGCCAUCCUGCAACGUGGCAGCGAAUCUCCUGCGCGAAGCUCGAUUCUGGGUCACUCCUGGGGAGUAACGAUUAUCAUGCUCUUUGCGAUCGGAUGCCUCUUUCUUGGUCUGUACUACGCCAUCUCCAGAGUUUUGCGCCGCCAAAGGUCCCGUGGAGAUCCAUCAUACCGCCUGGUGGCGCACAAAGAGGAAGAUGAUGGCCAUGGACCAGAGAACGAUCAUCUGCCGAUUUAG
This is a messenger RNA of Penicillium argentinense, 1818 nucleotides long. Its product is annotated as arylsulfotransferase family protein. The transcript is spliced from 2 exons. Lineage: Eukaryota; Fungi; Ascomycota; Eurotiomycetes; Eurotiales; Aspergillaceae. The record is from RefSeq and is a predicted model, not a curated record. Bases 1 to 1818 code for a protein of 605 amino acids.